Drosophila busckii is the source of this 2359-nucleotide messenger RNA. RefSeq names its product tudor and KH domain-containing protein homolog (gene papi). Gene Ontology annotation, molecular function: RNA binding. NCBI's taxonomy places the organism in Eukaryota, Metazoa, Arthropoda, Insecta, Diptera, Drosophilidae. Gene Ontology annotation, biological process: spermatogenesis. The record is from RefSeq and is a predicted model, not a curated record.
CACUAAUAAUUGUUUAGCCAAACACACUUUUGUUGUUGAUGCUGUGUCUGGCAUUUGUAAGCGAGAGCGAUAGAGAUAGCUAUAAUUUUGUAGUGCAGUGUUGCAAGUCUAUUUUGUGUCUGGUGCUGUCAUUGUAUGAAAAUUCAAAUAAAAGCAACAACUUGCAUUAGGUAAAUUUUCAUAAAUAAUUUGUCAAAAGUUGUGAUAACGGGAUUAUAUAAGCGAGCGGCACGCUUUAAUCAAGUUCAAGUGCAAGUGCGCUUUGACAUAAUAUAAAAAACCCAAAAGUUAAGAAUUAUAAAAGCAAACAAAAUGUUGCGCAAUACGCCUUUUGCCGGCACGCCCACCUACAAACUCUUGCUGGGCUUUGGGCUCUGCUCUUUGGGCAGCGCCAUGCUCUAUGCCUACUUCAAGUCACGCAAUGAGGAUAAGGACACGGAUGAGCAGCAGAAGCCGCGCAACAAAAGCAACGCCGCAAUAAAUGCCAAGCCACAGCAGCAGACGCAGCAGAAAGCAAAGGAAAUUUGUCAAAAAAUUGUUGUGGACAAUGACCAUGUGCCGUUAAUAAUUGGACGUGCGGGUGCGAACUUGAAGCAAAUUGAAGAGAAAACGGGCGCAAAGAUAAGAUUACGUGACAAGGACAAUGCACACAAAUUUUGUGAUAUUACCGGUCAGCCCGAGGCGGUUAAAGCAGCGCGUGCGCUGCUCAUUAGAGAGAUCGAGCGUGCGCCCAUAGUCAAAGUGGAACUGCAAAUACCACAGCGUUUGGCCAACAAGCUAAAUGCACGCAAUGGUGAACUGCUGCAGGAUAUCAGUCGCAGUUCGCUGGCCAAGCUAAACAUUGAUCCAAAUGGACGCCAAGGCAAGGCCAAGGUGAGCCUGGUGGGCAACCAGAAGCAAGUUAAUAUAGCGCGCAAGCUGCUUGAGGAUCAGAUCGAGGAGGAUGAGCAGUCGCGUCGCACUAUGGAAGAGCUGGAGCAGCAACGUGAGCCACGCCGCUCACCCACCAGCUUCAGCAUGGGCAGCUCCAGCUUGUACUCCUCGCAAACAUCGCUUAGCUCGCAGCCGCCGCGUGAUAAGCUGAUGGCCGCUCGUGGCGAUGACAAGCCCAUGGAGGUAUAUGUGUCAGCAGUCGCAUCACCCACUAAGUUUUGGGUGCAGCUGGUAGGACCGCAAUCCAAAAAACUGGACGACAUGGUCAAGGAAAUGACCAGCUACUACGGCCAGCUGGAGAAUCGCGCAAAGCAUAAGCUAACAACGCCCUAUGUGGGCCAAAUUGUGGCUGCCAUGUUCAAAUUUGAUGAGAAAUGGUAUCGCGCUGAAAUUGUAGACAUUAUGCCCAAUCAAUACAAUCCACAGGAGCAGGUCAUUGAUCUAUACUUUGUGGACUAUGGCGAUAGCGAGUAUAUCUCGCCAGCAGACAUCUGUGAGCUGCGCACAGAUUUUCUUACGCUCAGAUUCCAAGCUGUGGAAUGUUUCUUGGCUAACGUCAAGUCUACCAUAACAGAGGAGCCCAACACCUGGCAAAAGUCCUCCAUAGCCAGAUUCGAGGAGCUGACAGAGGUUGCCCACUGGCGCAAGCUCAUAGCACGCGUAGUUACCUACAAGGAGCGUCCCAAGCCCACAGGCGCCGUCAGCAGCGCUGUUAAGGAGGGCACACCGCUGCCUGGCGUGGAGCUCUAUGAUCCCACAGAGGGCGCAGAACUGAACAUUGGCGAUUUAAUGAUAACACAAGGAUUUGCUUUGCCUUUGGAUGACACUUAUCCUGUACGCUCACGCUCCAGCACACCCUCCAAUCAAAGCGACUCCACCAUUGAAGAGCUUUGCGCCUCCACUACGCCGCUCACACCACGUUCACCCAUGUCGCUGUCCAUGACCACAGAUGUGGAUACUAGCGCAGAGGAUGCGCACUUUGCCACACAGCUGCAACACUUGCAGCACAACAAGCUCAAUGGCAAUGAGCUGAGCAGCAAUAUUAAUCCACUCAAGCUAUCGUCAGUUGAUGUGCAGAAUGGCAACGUAGAGACACGUUAGCUUACAACUGCUACUUACUAUAUUUACUAUUAGUAUAGAUACGCCCUUCUAUUGUUAAUAACUUUUGACACAAACUGUGAACAAGCAGCUCACUUGACUACAUAUAUCAUAAGCAAUUAAUUUUAAGUAUGAAUUGACGAAUUGUCUAAUUUAUCUCUCGGCAUAUCAACAACAAGAAGCAAUUGUUUAGCUUAUGAACAAAGAACACAUUUAUUGUUAUUACAAAUUGCCAUGUUACUUAAGCAGAGCGUCUAAGCAUUGUUUAAACAUUUGCUGCACUGCUUUUUUUUUUUUGUUUAAUAACAUUUUGUAAAAAUACUGAGAA